AUGAGGUUGUCAUAGAGCUGCGUUCUGCAGUUUUUCCAUCGGAUCGCUCUAAUAAUCAGCUAGUUUAAUCAUGUCCCAAUUGCUCACCAAUGGCUUGUGAAGAGCGUGCAAAGCCAUCCUUUGGUAUGGAUCAAGCACAGCCAUUGGGGACCACCAGGUUGCGUGCCUCUCGUCGAAGACCCCGUGCAUCGCGUGCCUGCGAAACUUGCCGAGUGCGUAAAACCAAGUGUGACCAAGCCCAACCAUGUUCCUAUUGCGACUACCAUUCUUUGGACUGCUUUUAUCGUGAGAUCGGUUCAAAUGACCGCCCAUUGAAGCGACAUGCCCAGGUCAAGGAUGUCCAAAGAAAGAGAAGUCGGCCCUCGCCAUGGCCAGAGGCGGAUGUCAGUCAUGCGCCCGACAGCGUUCAAAGAAGAGAAACCCAAGAUCAGGUCACUGGUUCUCCACCCAUGGUGACUCCUAUACCCGAUCCUAGCAAUAUCGGGGGGGAGACUCCCGAGCUGGGCGACAAUGCCUCGCGCGACGGUCUAAGCGGCGUAAACCUGCACACCAGUGGCACCGAAUUCUACGGCAACUCUUCGAAUCUGGCUUUUCUAGGAAACUUGUAUGCGCGAGCCCGUCACCAAGCGGACAGUGAAGUACCACAUGUGGCUGAUCUGCCGUAUCCCCCCGCCGAGACCACUCAGGCAGACAUCGCCACUCCCACUGGGCAGCCUGACAAGCAGUCAGACGGCGGGCUUUCCAAAUCCCAGCUUUCUAUUGUCAACCUUCUCUACAAUCCGAGUUAUCCGAGUCACCUCCCGCCGCAAGUCAGCGGGAAGCUCGACGGAGAUCGUGGGAGAGAUUCGCAGCUUGGUGCCGGGGCCUUGCCACGGAGCCACGUCGGUAUACUGAUGAUGAGUUUAGUUCGUGAUGCUACGCCGUCAGUUGAGGAGCUCACCUUAGAAGCGCAGCUAGAGAUCGAAAAGAUCUUCAUCAGCAGCUAUUUCUCCAACAAACACUACGUCCACCCCAUGCUUAAUAAAAAUGAUUUCAUGCAGCGCUGUGAGCAUGAGGCUUUCGUCUUGUCUCACCGAUCCAGAUUUGCCCGGGGCAUGUCUAGGUUCGCUGGCCUCUAUUUUGCUGUGGUGGCGGUGGGCGCUAUUAAUGCAAGCCCUAACGAGACGUCUCUACUAGAGCAUUACUCCACGACUGCAGAUAGUGGCUCUGGGGGGACAAGUACCGAACAACCGUCGGCGUUGGAUUUUGCAAAUCAUUACUUCAAGAUAGCCAAGCAGGCUCUUGGUGAUUUGUUUGAGGGGGGAUGUCUAGAGAGUGUGCAGGCACUCUCGCUACUGGGCGUGUACUGUCAGAAUGCCCUGCGGCCACACAGCUGUUUCAUGUACAGCGGCAUGGCCGCGAGGACGGCUGUGGCAAUUGGACUCACAUCCGGUAUGUCGUCUCUUUCUUCGAGUAUGCGGAGAGAAGGUCGACGAACGUGGUGGUGUCUCUACUCUCAUGAAAUAGAGAUGUGUUGCUCUUCCGGGCGCCUUGACAGCAUGAAGGACCUCCAGUAUUACCAAGUUCCACUGCCAACAAUCAAAGGCACCCCCGACAGCCAGUCCGAUCCCGACGCGGAGGACCAAGACGUAGCUAUAAUCCCCGUCAUGGCAGCCCUAGCUCACAUCAUGUCCGAAGCAUCGCAUCAGCUCUACCAUUCUUCCAAGAUUUCGACGGACGAGAAGUCCCAGAUUGCGCUAGAAUUGGACCGCAGGCUGCUAGGGUGGAAGGCCAAGAUCCCGCCGUUUUUAGACAUCGACAUCGUGGCUCUGAAUGACCCCGAGUGGGCCUUCAAGCAGAAACUGGUUCUAAAGCUGCGAUUCUACAACACCCGCAUAUUGAUCCACCGUCCCUUUCUGGCGGGUGCAACCGCCAACACCGAGUCGCCCGCGCUUCACCAGCAUUUGCACCCUUGCCUAGAAGCCGCACGUAACAGCAUCCAGGUGCAGUACGAAUCGUUUGUGCACCGGAUGUACUUUCGAACAUGGUGGUACAACACCACCUACGCUUUAUAUGGCGCCAUGAUCCUUUUGCACAUCGUGCUGUCAGGCUUUCCAGGUAUCGACGACGACGCACUCCUCCAGGAGGUGGACAAAGCCGUCGAGAUCUUCGAGUCGAUGAAGAAUAUUCUCGUGGCGCGCCGCUGCGCCGAGAUGAUCCGCGAGGUGUCGGACGUGGCGCGGGCGUGUCUGGCCCGCCGGGGGGCGCUCGUCCCGCCCGCACAGCCUGCGUUCGGACUCCAGCCUGAUGUGACGGCUGUUCACGAUGAUAUUGGACAGGAUGAGUUCUUUUACUCUUUGUUCAACCAGGACGCGCAGGCUGACACGCGUGCGGAGAUGCUGGCGAAUCUGGUGGAUCCGACAAUCCUGGAGGAUUUUGCGUUUGGGGACUUUUCCUUCAUGGGAUAG
Molecule: messenger RNA, 2447 nt
Organism: Aspergillus campestris IBT 28561
Lineage: Eukaryota; Fungi; Ascomycota; Eurotiomycetes; Eurotiales; Aspergillaceae
Product: Zn(II)2Cys6 transcription factor
Exons: 11
Coding region: 90-2447 (785 amino acids)
Biological process (GO): positive regulation of transcription from RNA polymerase II promoter by galactose; DNA-templated transcription
Cellular component (GO): nucleus
Molecular function (GO): zinc ion binding; DNA-binding transcription factor activity, RNA polymerase II-specific; RNA polymerase II cis-regulatory region sequence-specific DNA binding
Source: RefSeq, a predicted model, not a curated record